Culicoides brevitarsis is the source of this 1124-nucleotide messenger RNA. It is a transcript of the gene Reg-2, whose product is annotated as rhythmically expressed gene 2 protein. The record is from RefSeq and is a predicted model, not a curated record. The transcript has 4 exons. NCBI's taxonomy places the organism in Eukaryota, Metazoa, Arthropoda, Insecta, Diptera, Ceratopogonidae. Bases 189 to 1004 code for a protein of 271 amino acids. Gene Ontology annotation, cellular component: nucleus.
UAUAAACAACAGUCUUGAAUAUGUUGUGAGAGCGCGAUAACAUUCGUACAAAAUAUUCCAGACCCGUGUUCGAAAAAUAAACCAUCGAAAAAGUAUUGAAGAGAAGAUUGUCGAAGAAUUAUAGAAAAAAAUAAAAAAAAUUACAUAACUUUUGAAACUUUGAAAUCAACUCUCGAAAGGUCGUAACAAUGCCGUGCAUCUCUCGUGCAAACAUCCCAUUCCGCCUCAUCACUUUCGACGUCGUCGACACUUUAAUCCAAUUCCGAACUGCUCCUGGCAAGAAAUACGGCGAGUUAGGAGCCAUGUUUGGCGUGUUGGCGGACAACAACAAACUCGUUGCGAAUUUCAAGAGUAAUUGGAAUCACAUGAAUCGCGCACAUCCCAAUUUUGGCCUCAACACGAAGAUCGGAUACAAAGAAUGGUGGCGACGUGUUGUUAUGGGAACAUUUAGAGAAUCUAGUCUGAGCGACAUUCACAUCCCAACGGAUAAACUUAACAAAUUGUGCGAACAUUUGCUCGAAGAAUACAAAACUUCCUCAUGUUGGGGAUUGUGUUACGGUACAAUCGACUUCUUGAACUACCUCAAGUUGCAACGACAGAUCGAUGGAGAGCCUUUCAAGCUUGGAGUCGUUAGUAAUUUUGAUCCAAGAUUGGAUAUUUUGUUGAAAAACAUGAAAAUCGCCCAUUACUUCGACUUUAUCAUCAAUUCCUAUGAUGCUGGAAUCGAGAAACCCAAUAUUGAUAUUUUCAAAAAAGCGAUGAAAGAAAGUGAAAUUGAAGGUUUGAAACCAAAAGAGUGUCUCCAUAUUGGGCAUAGCAUCAUUCCGGAUUAUUUUGGAGCACAAAAAGCUGGCAUGUACUCGUUAAUUGUUCAUGAAAAGAGUCCCGAAACGCUUCGUAAACAAUACGGACCAAAUAUUGAGGAUUAUCACGUGUUUACAAGUCUUUUCGAUUUGCACAAGAAAUUGGCCAAUGGUUACAUUAAAUGGGAUAGAACUCCCUAAGUCACAAAAAGUUCUCGUUAUAAAUGAGGGCUUUAUGCAUUUAAACUUCUCUGAGAAAAUUCUAAUAGAAAUUUAUACGUAAAAAAGUGUUUGAAAUAUAUUUUGAAGAUAAAUUGUGGU